AUGUUGGCAUCAAAGUUAGAAGUGCUUUUGGAUUUAGGAUCACAGCCAGAUGAAAAAAUUGUUGAACGGACAUUAAAUGAAUUAAAAUCACUUGAUGGGGUAAAAGAAGCUAUAUUCAAAGACGGUGCCGUUGUGGUUGAAACAGUUUUGCCUAGUACAAUGGUGGUUGACAUUGUAUCCAGGGUUUCUGGUAAAAGAGCUGUUCUACAAGGGUUUGGAGAAACCCAGUCCGCUGUAGCGAUGGUGGCAAACCAGUGCAGAGGUUCUAGGGUAAUGGGUGUGGUGAGGUUUCAGCAGACAGAGGAAGGGCCCCUAGUGGCAGAUGGAAGUAUUGAUGGCCUGACACCAGGGGAACAUGGAUUGCAUGUACACGACAUGGGAGAUAUUAGUGAGGGUUGUAAUUCAAUAGGGAGUCAUUUCAACCCUCAUAAAUCACCACACGGAGGCCCAUUAGAUCCCUCGGAUCGGCGGCACGCAGGUGACCUAGGAAAUAUAGUGGCUGACGAAACGGGUCGUGCCACGUUUAGGAUUCUCGAUAAUGUUCUAAAGGUGUGGGAUAUCGUGGGGAGAUCCAUCGCCAUAACGUCCCGGCCUGAUGACUUGGGCCGCGGUGACGCUCCCUUGUCCAAGGAGAACGGUAAUAGUGGCGAACCCAUAGCGUGCGGUAUAAUAGCCCGUUCGGCUGGCAUUUUCCAAAACCCGAAGCGGAUAUGCGCGUGCGACGGUGUCGUCGUUUGGGAUGAGAGAGACAGACCGUUGGCGGGAAAGGGACGAAGGUGUUGCGAUAACCAUAAGGAGAGCGAAGUGAAACAGUGCUGUAAAGUUUAA
Molecule: messenger RNA, 828 nt
Organism: Leptosia nina
Lineage: Eukaryota; Metazoa; Arthropoda; Insecta; Lepidoptera; Pieridae
Source: the annotation of a GenBank genome assembly